This is a messenger RNA of Scutellospora calospora, 521 nucleotides long. The record is from the annotation of a GenBank genome assembly. NCBI's taxonomy places the organism in Eukaryota, Fungi, Glomeromycota, Glomeromycetes, Diversisporales, Gigasporaceae.
GAAUUACGCUUGGUCGUAACCAAACUGAAUUCGGAAACAAUCGUAUUAAGGAAUAUGGUGUUGAUCCUAAACAAGCUCGAAUAGUUUGUAUGGAUUAUCGUGAUAUUCAAAGGCGUCCAAAAUAUAACAAAAUUACUUGCCUUGAAAUGGCUGAACAUGUUGGUGUUAGGCUAUUUUCUUCAUUCUUAUAUCAAGUAAGAGAUAUGCUUGAAGAUGAUGGCUUGUUCUUUUUACAGAUAGCAGGUCUUCGUCGCACAUGGCAAUAUGAAGAUUUAAUAUGGGGGUUAUUUAUGGCCAAAUACAUCUUUCCUGGCGCAGAUGCUUCUUGUCCAUUGGCAUGGGUAAUUAAUCAAUUAGAAUGUGCAGGCUUUGAAGUUCAGAGUGUCGAUACCAUUGGUGUACAUUAUUCUGGUACCAUAUUUCGUUGGUAUAAAAACUGGUUAAAGAAUAAAGAUACUAUUACUACUAAAUAUGGAAAAAGGUGGUUCCGCAUGGUCUACUAUAAUUUCCCGACAAGGUAG